UGGCAAGUUAAUCGCUCAUAAUGAUUUGUCAAUCAAAAUCCGGCGUCGGCCAAUGGGAGAGCGUUCCAUCAGUCAUCUCGAAAUGAUAAUGCCGGGCGUUUCGUCCCAUGGAUCCACAAUACAUGAAUAACAGAGGAGACGAACAGCUUGGAUUUUGCAAGUCUGAUCAGCUCCUCUCACAUGCUAGAGCUGGCGAGGGAGCGAGAGAGUGAGCGAGUGAGAGAGAGAGCGCGAGGGCCCGUGCUUUGCUGUUGCCGCCUCGCACUUCGUCGCAGUGUUUGUGUGCUCCUAUCAGUUUAUCACUGCACAGCUGGUUCGUGUGCUGAAUUCGUGGCCGAUCCCCCGCAGUACCAUCAGCGAUUUCUACCAACAGAACCUUCCUUCAGCCCACAGAGAGUGGUUUCCUUCCAAAUUUGAAAUAACCGCACCGUUACAUGGAGUGAUUUUAUAAUUAUUUUACUUUUUUUCGAAAAAAAAGAGGGAACGGUCACAAACCACUGGUGAAGGUGGAUUCAUACCUACAUCUAUUUACUUCUUUCUCACCAAGGAGGUGCCUGUCGACUUGUUUGGAUUAAACCUCCUCAUCCACGGCUUUACGCGAGCGCACGAAGGUACCACCAGCGCAGGUGUCGUCUGUUCCAGUUACCUUAACCGGAAGUGGUACAUGAACCAGGUGCUGUGAGCGGAAGCGGUGCAUGUGAAGAGGUCAAGAACGCGAGGUAGCCAAAGAUGGCUGCCACCAGCACCGGCCUGUACCUGGGGUCAGUGGGGUCCCCGCUGUCAGGCGCCGGGCAGCACAUGGGGGGUCACGGUCACAACAGCAUGCAGCUGGGCGGGGGUCACCAGUACAUGAACCACCGAGACCUGGUGGGCGCUGAGAUGAAGGAGUACAGCAUGAAGUAUUUGUCGCCGCAGCACACGGUCUCGCAGAACGGCCACCUGGGAGGCCACCACGCCAACCCCUGGCUGACCCACGACACGGGGAGUCACUUGGGGUCAGCCCAUGGGCGGCGGACACAUGACCGUGCAGGACUUGAAGCUGGCCAGCGGUCAGCAUGUGGGGGGCAUGGACCAGCAGGGCAACGGCGGAGGGGGCGGGGCAGGGGGUGGUCACGCCCAUCCAGGUACACUCCACCACCGCCCCACUCAGCAGCAGCUGCCGCCCCCGCCCAGACUCAACACUGGCACUCACCCAUGUCUCCUAAUCAUCACAUGAUGCAGAACGGUGCUCAGCGGCCGCUGCAGCACCCCGGGUACGGCUACCACAUGAACAUGAACGGCGUCAUGUCGCCCCACCACCACGCCGGCGCUCUACGGGAUCCCGACCCCGACAUGGACCCGCAACCUCCCUCUGACGAGGACACGCCCAGCUCCGACGACCUGGAAGUCUUCGCCAAGCAGUUCAAGCAGCGUCGCAUCAAGCUGGGCUUCACCCAGGCCGACGUGGGGCUGGCCCUCGGAACGCUCUAUGGCAAUGUCUUCUCGCAGACCACCAUCUGUCGCUUCGAGGCGCUGCAGCUGAGUUUCAAGAACAUGUGCAAGCUCAAGCCCUUGCUGCAGAAGUGGCUGGAGGAGGCCGACUCCACGACAGGCUCGUCCACCUCCAUCGACAAGAUCGCCGCGCAAGGCCGCAAACGAAAGAAGCGGACGUCCAUCGAGGUGACGGUGAAAGGAGCGCUGGAGUCGCACUUCAUCAAGUGCCCCAAACCCUCAGCAGCGGAGAUCUCGCAGCUGGCCGACCAGCUGCAGCUGGAGAAGGAGGUGGUGCGGGUGUGGUUCUGCAACCGCCGCCAGAAGGAAAAGCGUAUGACGCCACCCAACGCCAUGAACGGAGACCUGUUGAUGCCCGACGGCUCGGACGGCAACUCCCCGGGGCCGGAAUCCCGCUUGCACUGCGGCUCUCCGCCCAUGGGGCUGGGUAGCACAGGGACAGGGGGCGGGGGCAGCGACGGCGGGUCACCGCUGGGGUGUGGGAUGGGGAUGUCCAGCGCCAUGUCUACAGCUCUGUCCGUGGCCAUGUCCUCGCACUCCAUGAGCGGCCACUCCAUCUCGCCCGGGCCUGGCCCCAUGUACGCGCACUCCCUCUCUCAACACCCUCACCCACACUCGCACCCGCACCCCCAUCAGCACUCGCCUCCCCCUUCCCACGCUCACCCUCACCAGCACGCGCAGACCCACGGACUCACGCACUCUCCAACGCACUGAGAAAGAGAAAGAGAGCGCACGCCUGAAAGAGAUUCAACCAUCCCCUGCAAGCAGGCAUGAGCACAUACACUAUUAUCACACUUCCGGUCGCUUGUACAGUUUCAGUCUCUUACAGAUUUCUUAAGCACAAAGAGAGAGAAAGAUGAAUAUCGGGGAGAGAAAAAAAAAACAAAAAUUUCUUUCCUCGAUGUUUUCAAGAGCGAUAACUCUCGACAAGUUUAGUCUCUCGACCUGCUGACGACCUAGUUGCGGCUCGAGUGAGGUGGCCGGCCAGUCGUCUGCUCUCGUCCCGCCGAGGCGAGCUUUGACAGUGAGUCACGCAUGAGUGACUGGCUAAUCGGAUCGAUGGCACGGCGACGUGUCACGACUGGCUGAUGACGAUGACCCAAGCACGGGGCCACUCCAAGCUAGCCGUCAGCAGCGGGGUCGCCCUAAAGCUGGGCCCAUGUCUCGGCUGCAAUCUGCUGGCUACUGCGGAUUUUAUGACCCUGGCUGCACGUGAGUCGUCGCCAAGUCACGGCUCGCUGCGCAGAGGUCACGCUUCACGGUUUGCCGCUUGUGGCAGUCUUUCUUCUUCUUCGCUAUCUGUAGAUGUUUCCUGUAAUGAUUAAGAUGAAGUUGUAAGCCCCAAAAACAAACAGCUUGAGUGCAUUCGGGUUCGAAUUUAACUCGGUUCUUCUCCUCCCACGCUUUCUCUGUGGAACGAAUGACCGGAACAGUCCAUUGCUAUCGUGAAUCAUGAUAGUUUCGAUUACACUUCUCAUCGGCAUAGAAGUCGUGUAUCAGAUAUUUCCACGGAAACUUAUCCCUUUCUUAUAUCACAGCUUCCUGAAGCAUGAACUAGCUCAACCUUUUAUCAGUUUAAAUAAUUUAUUCUUUUCUCACAAGUCGAAACAGUAAAAAUAUGACCGUAACAUUACUGUCACAUAACAAAAUAUAUAUGGCAGAAAAUAAAAUUGUCCAAGAUGUAAAGUUUUUAAUAAAAAUUGUAGAUUUUAACAAAGCAAGACAAUUUUUUCCCUCUACAUUUGAAAGGUCAGACUUCUAGUUUUAUUGUCGGUAUAAAAUGGGCAAGGAGGUAGCUACAUAUAUACCUAAAUAAGUAUCUGAGAGACAAUUAAAGAUGUUUGUUUGGCAUCAUGGUAUCUUGACCGAAAUAUGGAAAGCCAUCAAUGCCAUAAACGCGGAUACGUCUAACGGUCUUGUUCACACUAAAGCACAUGCAGCACCCUCGUUCUUCUUCGCUCAGAUUAUCCAUUUAGGAAACAGCUGUUUAGGAAUGCGCUACUUAUGAAUGAAAUGUUUAUAGACAACCCUUGUCACGGCUUAGUUUCGGCAUCGGCAUUUUGUUUCUGCCCUUGAUUUUUGCCAGACCAAAAACGACAUUCCCUGGCCAUUGCAGCACCAACAGGGUCUUGCAGGUUUUAUGUUUCGUUUUUAAAGAAGCGGUUUAAUAAGAAGUUUGUAAGAAACCUCACAUUAUGUUUCCUGCCCUCGCUCCCUCACAUCCAUUCACAAACCACCCCUCCCUUUCCCGGGUUCACCUCGCGAACAGUACCUCGCCUUGGCCUCAUCCCCACCGGCACAGUUCUUCCUCCCUGUUCCUUCUCUCGUCGAAUAUUCUGUGCUUUUCCUUCGCUCGCAUUCUAACUAGAACAUUGUGGUGUCGACACGGUUGGGUUUUCACCUGAGAGAGCGAAGGAAGGGGGAUAGGAGGGUAGUCCUCCUGCCAGACCUAAAUGAGAGACACCUUAGGACCCGCGUCAACAACACAGCAGGGGCAGGCAUUCUAAUGAAAACCUUACUUGCGAAGCUUGAAGAGGGGAAAAAACUGUGAGAGAGUGAAAGUAAGAGAAAGAAAAUAAACGAACAACAAUUUAGAAAGGAGGAUUACUCCUUGCUCUCCCACACCACCUGUCCUAGGGGCGGGAUCAUGAAAUCGUCUCCAUCACAGGACGAUUGUGCCUCGGCCAGUAGCUUGCCUUGAUGUGUACCUGCCUCCUACACGAAACAGGUGCUUUAGGUGAUGAGUACUGUGCAGGCUGACUGCUUACCGUUGCUGAGGUCAAUGAGUGCCUCCUUUUGGCGUUCGACAUUUUCAAAAAAAGAAAACCGAAAUAGCAACAUUUGAACGAUAAAACAACACGAACCAAGAGUGGUGUGAACGGUGAUGGUGACAUGGAACAGACAGUGAACACUCAAGUGUAAAGACUUUAAUGACCUAACGUGCUUCAACACGGAUAAUAAACAAGAAGUCUACUUUUCAGUUUUCUCAUUAAAAAAAAAAAAGAAACUACGCAAAGAACAAAAGGGGUCUGAACAUACCCCACCCACCCACAAAACACUGCUUGGACUGUGGGGUUGCACCCAGCACGACCAUCACUUCCUUUGUGAACCUGCAUCUGUGAUGUUUGUUUGUGUCUGUGGAGAGCAACGCAGCAAAGCCAGCCUAAAAGAUUUGCUGAGCAAGUCGGGUAGGAAACUACCCCUUCCCCUCUACAGGUAUGUAUGGACUGUUAUCAACUUUUCGUAUCAACCUCAUGAUGUCUCCAUUGGUUGUACACCUGUUGUAACUGUAUUCUUGCCUCCUGCUGUGAGUCUAGACUGCCGAACAAUUUUUGUUAAUUUCUUUUAAAAGUCUAUUUUAGUCAGGCUGCUGUUAAUUUUUUAAUGAAGAAAUUUUUAAGUUAUGAUAGAGUGAAAAACAAAAAAACAAAACAGGCAGCAAAGUGGCUGAAGCGUCCCGUGAUAAGAUGAUGAUGAGUAGGAACGUGCAAUUUAGAAAUAAUUACUGAUGGAACUGAGGUCGACCUGACCAGCCUGCUAGAGAUAAACCCACCGCCCCGCACUCAGCCCACCAUCACCCUCAUUCUCAAAGGUCCGACACUGAGAAUAAAUGAAACAGUUGAGCGCUCUACUGGACACCAUAGCAACGGUUUUGUUAGAAAGAACAUAUUUAUCAACAUAAUGAGGCAAUAGUACAUCAUAAUCAUUGAAAAAAAAUUAAUUUACACUUGCCGAGAGGUAAAAGUCAGGAACUGUCCUCGCACGUGCCACUGAGGCUGAAACCUGCACGUGCAGUCACGCGUAAACGUUCUUCGAAUGUACUUUCGCUUCUUCCAUUCCACCCCAGAAAAAAUUUUUGGAAAAAAAGUUCGUUUACUUUUGUAGAAAGACUACUGACCAAUAAAAUGUAACCAGUCAAAAGAAGACGACCUUUGCUAUUUGCUGAAUACGAAGACUUACCACUUGUUCAUCUAUAUUAAUUUAUAUGAGUGUAAAUACUGGACUGGAAUUUCUUUUGUGGUUUGAAUGUAAAUUUGUUGAUUUCAUGUCAACUGUUCAAACAUAACAAGAUACUUGCAUUAUGACUAAGGACUAUUUAAAGUAGAUAUUUCAAUCAAUGUGAUCGAAUUAUGACUGAGUGUAUGUACACGUGUAUAAAUGAAAGUAAGGAUAUUGUUUAUAAAUGGAAGAAAAUGUGAAGACAGAAUUACAAUUAUUCCGUUUUCUUCGGAAGUAACUAUGUCUGGUUUUUUUAAAGCAAGAGUUGAUGGAACUCUACUUUUAAAAUUUGCAUUCCUCUAGUUUUCCUGGGUUCGUUUUUAGUUCUUUUUUUCCGUUCCAGAUUUUUAAAUUAGCAUUUAAGCAUUUCUUUUUUUUUCUGCUUUUUCAUCGUACGUGUCUCGUACUCGAAGACAUAAAAACAGCUCCCACUGUGUUUUUGUUAUAUUAAAUACUCAUUUUCCAUUUGCAUUUGGUUCUGAGCAUCUUGUUUGAUGCUCCUGUCGCUAAAUUUGCAUUCCACCAGUAACUAUUGCCCUGAGGGCAUGUCUGCGAACCAUAGCUAUUUAUAUAAGCUAUUGUUUUGUUUGCUAUUUAUUCCUCAGUUUUAACAUUCCUUUGUUUUCUCUUGCAAACUGGAGCAUGUUUGUGUUUUCCAUGUGCACAGUCAUUCCCAAGGGCUCAUCGUGGUUUUUUUGUUUGUGUUGUUCAAAGCUAAAAGAAGGACACUUUUGACUGAUAACUCCGUAUCCAAAUAAAUUCAUUUCGCAAAUGUU
Pomacea canaliculata is the source of this 6266-nucleotide messenger RNA. RefSeq names its product POU domain, class 3, transcription factor 4-like. The record is from RefSeq and is a predicted model, not a curated record. Gene Ontology annotation, molecular function: RNA polymerase II cis-regulatory region sequence-specific DNA binding; DNA-binding transcription factor activity, RNA polymerase II-specific. Gene Ontology annotation, biological process: regulation of transcription by RNA polymerase II. NCBI's taxonomy places the organism in Eukaryota, Metazoa, Mollusca, Gastropoda, Architaenioglossa, Ampullariidae.